GGGGGAGCAGCCUGUGGUGUUCUGUUAUUAUUAUUAUACAGUGCUCUUCCACAGAUACGGAGACAGUUCCACCCGAGGGGGAGUAUAUAGAAGAGCACAGGGGUCUGUACAAGGACGUGAUGAUGGAGAAUCACCACCCCCUCACAUCACUUGAUGGGCCCAGUAACAGAGAUACCCCAGAGAGAUGUCCCCGUCCUCUGUAUUCCCAGGAUUGUACAGAGGAGAAUCACAGGACCCCACAGGAGGAUCAGGUAGAACAUCUUUCUCGUAUAAAGGCAGAAGCUAUAAGGAGAGAAGAAGAGACGUAUGUGACUGAUAUAAAGGCUGAAGAUAUAAAGGAAGAAGAGGAGACGUAUGUGACUGAUAUAAAGGCAGAAGAUGUAGAUGGAGAAGAAGAGACGUAUGUGACUGAUAUAAAGGCAGAAUAUAUAGAUGGAGAAGAAGAGACGUAUGUGACUGAUAUAAAGGCAGAAGAUCUAGAGGGAGAAGAAGAGACGUAUGUGAUUGAUAUGAAGGUAGAAGAUACAGAGGGAGAAGAAGAGAUGUAUGUGACUGAUAUGAAGGCAGAAGAUAUAGAGGGAGAAGAAGAGAUGUAUGUGAUUGAUAUAAAGGCAGAAGACAUAGCGGGAGAAGAAGAGACAUAUGUGACUGAUAUGAAGGCAGAAUAUACAGAGGGAGAAGAAGAGACGUAUGUGAGGGGUGAUCAGCAGUGUAAGGAGGAGGUGAUCCCUACAGAUAUCAGCACAGAUGGGCACACAAGCAGGAACAUCUCAGAAGGACAUCUAAUGUUAUCCCUGGAUUCUGAAAUAACCGAUAACGACAGUAGACAGGAUUCUCCAGGAGCUAACCCCAUUACCCCAAUUAUACAUCCAGCUCUAUCAGCUGAUCCCCCUGAUCCUGGGAAAUGUUCUCCUGAUCACUCUGAUAUUGGUGCAUCUGUUACAGCUCUGACAGUAGAUACAGUGUUUCCCUGUUCUAUAUAUGCCAAAUGUUUUACACAGAACACAAAGCGUAUUACCAAUCAGACAGCUAAGGCAGGUGAGAGUCCAUUUCCAUGUUCUGAGUGUGGGAAAUGUUUUACAUAUAAAUCAUAUCUUGUUAGACAUGAGAGAAGUCACACAGGUGAGAAGCCAUAUUCCUGUUCUGAGUGUGGGAUAUGUUUUACACAGAAAUCAGCUCUUGUUAUACAUCAGAGAAGUCACACAGGUGAGAAGCCGUAUUCCUGUUCUGAGUGUGGGAAAUGUUUUGCACUGAAAUCACAUCUUGUUCCACAUCAGAGAAGUCACACAGGUGAGAAGCCAUUUUCCUGUUCUGAGUGUGGGAAAUGUUUUGCACACAAAUCAUAUUUUGUUAUACAUCAGAGAAGUCACACAGGUGAGAUGCCAUUUUCCUGUUCUGAGUGUGGGAAAUGUUUUGCACACAAAUCAUAUUUUGUUAUACAUCAGAGAAGUCACACAGGUGAGAUGCCAUUUUCCUGUUCUGAGUGUGGGAAAUGUUUUUCAUCGACAUCACAUCUUGGAAGACAUCAGAGGAGUCACACAGGUGAGAAGCCAUUUUCCUGUUCUGAGUGUGGGAAAUGUUUUUCAUCGACAUCACAUCUUGUUAUACAUCAGAGAAGUCACACAGGUGAGAAGCCAUAUUCCUGUUCUGAGUGUGGGAUAUGUUUUACACAGAAAUCAGCUCUUGUUAGACAUGAGAGAAGUCACACAGGUGAGAAGCCGUAUUCCUGUUCUGAGUGUGGGAAAUGUUUUGCACACAAAUCACAUUUAGUUAUACAUCAGAGAAGUCACACAGGUGAGAAGCCAUUUUCCUGUUCUGAGUGUGGGAAAUGUUUUUUAUCGACAUCACAUCUUGUUAUACAUCAGAGAAGUCACACAGGUGAGAUGCCAUUUUCCUGUUCUGAGUGUGGGAAAUGUUUUGCACACAAAUCAUAUUUUGUUAUACAUCAGAGAAGUCACACAGGUGAGAUGCCAUUUUCCUGUUCUGAGUGUGGGAAAUGUUUUUCAUCGACAUCACAUCUUGUUAGACAUCAGAGGAGUCACACAGGUGAGAAGCCAUUUUCCUGUUCUGAGUGUGGGAAAUGUUUUUCAUCGACAUCACAUCUUGUUAGACAUCAGAGGAGUCACACAGGUGAGAAGCCAUUUUCCUGUUCUCAGUGUGGGAAAUGUUUUGCACGGAAAUCAGUUCUUGUUAAACAUCAGCGAUUUCACAGAUGAGAAGCCAUUUUCAUGCUGUGAGAGAAAUAAAUCUGCUCUUGUUGAACAUAUUAGACAUUACCCAAGUACGGAACCAUUUACAUCUUCUGGAGUAUAAUUAUCACUGCCGUCCAAUGUUCCUCAAGGGUGAAUCCGAUCUCUUAUGCUUUAUAAAAUAUACAUGCUACCACUGGGUGAUAUAAUCAGACGUCAUGGCCUGGUCUACCACUGCUAUGCAGAUUGCCUGCUUUUUGCACCAUGUACUGAGAACCUAAUACCAAUCCUAAAUGGUUGUCUAGCUGAGCGCCUGGGGUUGAUGAUGCCAGUUGGCUGUGACUCGGUCUUUGUGAAACAUAAUAGAAGCUCACCAACAAAGGACAAGACUACAGCUUUACCAACCAUCUGGAUUUAUGCUUUGGUGUUCAGAAUCGCAAAAUACUAAACAUGUGCUGAAUCUUUGUGUUGUCCUGGUAUGUGGCUGACACAGACAUCAGGUAUCUGCCACAUACUAAUCCUAAUUCUUCCAUCUGUGGACCAUAGCCAGAAUCAAGCACUUGAUUCCCUCAGAAGUUCAUAGACUACUGCAAUGCCAUCUACCUGGGUCACCCAGCAAAAGAAUUACAGAGCUUGCAGAUAGUACAUAAUGCAGCAGCCAAGCUGUUACCUAACCAGCCCGUUCCUGCCUCAUAACACCCAUUCUCUACUCCCUUCACCGGCUGCCUGUAAGAUGACAAAUCUAUUUCAUAAUUGGCUAACUGACCUUCCCAGCCCAACAUUACAUGGUCCAAGGUACUAGAAACAGCUUCUGCCUCCUUACUGCCCUGCUUGCUUCUACAGAUGGACUGUUACCAGCAGUACCAAGAAUCUCCUGUCAUUCAUUUAUGGGUUGAACGUUUAGUUUUGCAGCCCUGACCAUGGAACUCACUGCCUUGCACAGUCCAAGAGGCCUCCACUCUAGAGACCUUCACAAACAGACUGAUGACUGUUACUCAUGCUUUUCAUUAAUGUACCUCUAUUUACUUCCUAAAUAAUACAUCCCAAAUGCUUAGGUCUUUUUUCUGCUGUUUAUUUUGUAUCUUGUGCUUUAUGUAAAUGUGAAUGUCUAAUACCAGUUUGCACAAUCUGUAUUGCUGCACGACAGUAUGGCGGCCAUUGGAACGUGUUUUCACUUCUAGUUUGCCUAACUUGUUGCUGACACUCAUCUUGAUCAGGAGUGCCGAGUGUUUUCUUAUACAAGAUCCUGUCCAUAUAUACCCUGUACAUUAUCAUGUGCAUUAGAGUCACCCGGGUUCCAUCUGCUGUGGUUUGUUGUAUGUUACAUCUAUAUGGUGCGGAUACUCCCCUGUGUUUCAUAAUAAAAGCUUUUGUUUGCAUCUAAUUAUUACAUUAAAGCUUUUAUUUUUUAUUCUGUUUUAUAUU
Pseudophryne corroboree (corroboree frog) is the source of this 3614-nucleotide messenger RNA. RefSeq names its product oocyte zinc finger protein XlCOF22-like. The transcript has 6 exons. Bases 120 to 2216 code for a protein of 698 amino acids. The record is from RefSeq and is a predicted model, not a curated record. NCBI's taxonomy places the organism in Eukaryota, Metazoa, Chordata, Amphibia, Anura, Myobatrachidae.